AUGAGUUAUUUACAGCCAAUUAAUUUUGUAACAUGCAUUUUUAGUGAAGAUGUUUUAGAGGUCAUGAUCAUCGCAAUUCUAUUAGCGACAGUGUAUGCUGGAAAUAGCUAUUUGGAGCAGUCUCCAACCACCGGUGAAAGCAGUACAAACAAAAGCAAGUACUACUCCACAGGAUACACGGUAGGGUACAACUAUAGACCAACAUCCUUUAGUUUUUCUUGGAGAUCAGGACUUCUUGAUGAAAAUGGUGAAAUUGAAGACGAAGGUGUGAAUAAGAAUGAUGAGGAUGCCCAUCCUGAUGGCUAUAUAAACGCAAACACCCCAGAUCCAGGACAAAAAUUCGAUUUUACUCAAGAAAAGGGUGGUGAGGCAGUUUUCAGUGAACUGAAAAACGAAAACAGCAAUUUGCUACAUCGUUUUGACGAUUAA
Molecule: messenger RNA, 429 nt
Organism: Enterospora canceri
Lineage: Eukaryota; Fungi; Microsporidia; Enterocytozoonidae
Source: the annotation of a GenBank genome assembly